Molecule: messenger RNA, 1620 nt
Organism: Moesziomyces antarcticus
Lineage: Eukaryota; Fungi; Basidiomycota; Ustilaginomycetes; Ustilaginales; Ustilaginaceae
Product: peptidase C1B bleomycin hydrolase
Exons: 1
Coding region: 1-1620 (539 amino acids)
Biological process (GO): L-homocysteine catabolic process; proteolysis; response to toxic substance
Cellular component (GO): cytoplasm
Molecular function (GO): cysteine-type aminopeptidase activity
Source: RefSeq, a predicted model, not a curated record
AUGGGUUCGGCUGCAUCCAAGCCAGUCGCCGCCAAGUCGGCAGAGACUCCCAACGAGAAGAGCGGCUACACGGUGUCGCUCGACUCGUCGCGCGCAUCGGCGCACUCGUCGAGCAUCGUCAAUCACCAUGCUGCGGACCGUCUGGCGCGCAUCCAGGCCGAGACGCUCGCUCGCUACGCCACCUCAUCCGCGCCCACUGCCUCGACGGAGGCACGCGCAGGCAUCUCGCUCGCCUCCCUGUCCGACUGGCAGGACGCGGCGCUCACCACGCAGGCGGCGCGUCUGGCGCAGAUGACGCUGCACAAUGCGCCCAUCGCAGCGAGCCUGCACCGUCGCGAGACCGAGGUGUCGUGCGCACACGUCUUUUCGCACGCCAUCCCGUACGAGGUGAAGCCGGUGGUGAACCAGAAAAGCUCCGGCCGCUGCUGGCUCUUCGCCACGUGCAACGUGAUCCGCCACGAGGCAGCCAAAGGGCUCGAGCUCGACGAGUUUGAGCUGAGCCAGAGCUACCUCAGCUUCUGGGACAAGCUGGAGAAGGCCAACUACUUUUUGGAAAACAUGAUCGAGCUUGCCGACGAGCCGCUCGACCAGCGCGUCGUGGGCUUCCUCAAGACGGCGCCCACCAACGACGGCGGCCAGUGGGACAUGGUGGCGAACCUGCUCGAGAAGUACGGCGUGGUGCCCAAGGCGGUGUAUCCGGAGAGCUACAACUCGAGCUACUCGAGCCAGAUCAACUGGCUCGUUACGCUCAAGCUGCGCGAGUACACGCUCGAGCUGCGCGAGAUCAAGCGCGACGUGCAGCGCAAGCUGUCCGCCACCUCGAUUGGCGCCAGCCAGGUAGCGCGUGCGGUGGCGGAUGCGCAGCGCAGGAGGAAGGAGGAGCAGAUGGCCGAGGUGUAUCGCAUGCUGGUCAUCGCUCUGGGAACGCCGCCGCAGCCGGAUGCCGAGUUUACCUACAAUUACCGCAACCGCGCCGGCAAGUUUGUGAGCCUCACCUCGACGCCGCGCCGCUUCCUGGCCGAGUACACGGGCAGUUUCGACCACAAGCAGCGGUGCUCGCUAAUCCACGACCCGCGCCACCCGGCGGACAAGCUGAUCACCGUCGAGCGGCUCGGCAACGUCUGGGAGGGCACACCCAUCAGCUAUGUCAACACCACCGUCGACGUCAUGCGCGACGCGGUGGUGCGCAGCAUCAAAGCCGGCCACCCCGUCUUUUUCGGUUGCGACGUCGGGCAAUUUUCCGACAAGACGAGCGGCAUCAUGGAUCCCGCGCUGUUCGGAUACGCCGAUGCAUUCAACAUCACGCUGGGCCUGACAAAGGCACAGCGCAUCGAGCUGGGCGAAAGCUCCAUGACCCACGCCAUGGUCAUCACGGCGGUGCACAUCAACAAAGACGGCAAGGUGGAGCGCUACCGCGUCGAAAACUCGUGGGGCGAAGCAGGUGUGGGCAACGACAAGGGCUUCAUGGUCAUGAGCCACGAGUGGUUCGAGCAGUUCAACUACCAGGUCGUCGUCAGCCGCAAGUUUGUCCCACCGCAUCUCUGGACGCUGUUUACCAACGGCGUGGACAAAGACACGAUUCGUCUGCCCCCCUACGACCCAUUGGGUGCACUUGCCUAG